Messenger RNA from Megalobrama amblycephala (Wuchang bream), 2760 nucleotides. RefSeq names its product piggyBac transposable element-derived protein 4-like. The record is from RefSeq and is a predicted model, not a curated record. Bases 221 to 2164 code for a protein of 647 amino acids. The transcript is spliced from 3 exons. Lineage: Eukaryota; Metazoa; Chordata; Actinopteri; Cypriniformes; Xenocyprididae.
AUACGCCCCCAUAAUCAAAGCCCAAUGGAGCAGUAUCAGACUCAUAUUCGAACUAGAAUUGAGUAUGACCACGUCAGGCUACCAGCAUAUUAAGACAGACAGGAAAAGUAGUCAAUGAGAGUGCGGUAACUCUCAGUCAGUGCAACCUUCUUUUUCUGCACGAGAUUUAUUUUUCUGCAGCCUGCUGCUGAAUUGCGUUUUGCUGUGAGAGCUAACGUUAAUGAAAAUGGAUGUAACCGUUAAGGACGAGUGUAUAAACGGUGUCAAGGAGGAACACGACGAUACAGUUGUGAAGGUGGAAUCGUCCGAUAUCAACGAGAAACACGACGAGACUGUUGAAUUGGGAGAAUUAUCUGAAGAGAGUGAUGAUUCCAGCGUGGAGUCCUCAGAAGAGUUCCUGGAUGAUCUGGAUCAAGUGUUGGACCAGUUUUCAGAUUAUGAUCCCACUAAUGAUGUCUCUGAUGAUGACUGGUAUCCAGAGGUCACUCCACGAAAGAAGAAGAGAUCUGGUCUGUCUUCUGUUUCACCAUCUCCAGCAAAGUCUUGCAGAUCUGCUUCACCUGCUUCUGUACAAAGUAGUAAAGGGAAAGGUAGGAAAAGCAGUGUGAGAAGAUCCCUACCCUUUUCCAUUUCAGAAAACAAGUGGAAAAGUAUGGAUGAGCCUGAUAUUGAGCCGACUCAGCCAAUCUUCAGACCUAGAGAAACGCCCGGUCCACAGUUGGUCUCCAAUGCUUCAUGCAGUCCUUUACAGUAUUUUGAGUUGUUCUUUUCAAAAUCAGUGAUGAAGACAAUUGUAUCACAUACAAAUACAUAUGGGGCCAUGCGUUUUGAAGGGAAGAAUAAACCAUGGGAGGACAUUUCUGUGAAGGACUUGAAGAAAUAUAUAGCACUGGUGAUUUACAUGGGUGUGCUGAAAUGCUUCAAACUGACAGACUACUGGAGGAAGUCAGAUAUCUACAGUCUGCCGUUUCCUGCACAAAUCAUGUCUAGUAGGAAAUUUUUUCGCAUAUGUUCAGCUCUCCAUCUUAGUGAUCCCAAAGUGGAUGCAGAGAAUGACAAGAAGAAGGGAAUGCCUGAAUAUGACCGCCUGUGCAGGAUCAAACCGCUGUACCAGGACAUUAGGGAUGCCUGCAGAGCCACUUUCCAUCCCUUUCAGAACAUCUCCAUUGAUGAAAGAAUGGUGGCAUCAAAGGCUAGACAUGGACUCAAAAAGUACAUGAAAAACAAACCUACAAAAUGGGGGUACAAACUCUUUGUACUGGCAGAUUCCCUCUGUGGAUAUACGUGGGACUUCUUCAUUUAUGAGGGAAAGGUGAAUUCAGAAGAGAGCAAAGGCAUUAGCUAUGAUUCUGUCAUGAUUCUGGCAGAUGAAAGGUUGUUGGGUACUGGCUACAAGCUGUUUGUUGACAACUUUUAUACCAGUCCCAAGCUUUUCAGAGACUUGCUGGCUAAAAGGAUCUUUGCUUGUGGCACUGUUCGGGCAAACCGCAUCGGCCACUCAAAGAAACAUGCUCCUCGUGGCAAUAUUCGCUGGUUUAGGGAAGAUGACCUGCUGUUUGUUGAGUGGAAGGACAAGAGGGACGUGCUGAUGUGCUCCACCUUUCAUAAAGCCUUUAAUGGUGACACCAUAAAGAGGAACGUGAAAGGAGCCGAUGGAGUUUGGGCCAUUCAGGAUUUCCCAGUUCCAGCUGCAGUGUUGGACUACAACAAGCACAUGGGAGGAGUGGAUCUGUCUGAUGCGCUUAUUGGAUAUUACACAGUUCUACAUAAAACUAAAAGAUGGUAUCGGUCCUUUUUUUACCACUUUGUGGACAUCGCUGUAGUAAACGCCUUCAUUUUGCACCAGCAGAUGGCCAAGAUGAAGAACCAGAAGCCUCUGACGCAGAAGGCCUUCCGGGAGGCUCUUGUCAGAGAGCUUGCAGGAAGAGGCCCUGAAUAUGCCUCUGAACGAGAAAAACCGAUUCCUUCUACAAACUCCCACCUGCCCAAGUACAUCAAAGGACACAGCACAUACGGAAGACGGAAAUGCAAAAUGUGUCCCAAUAAAACUCCAGUCCUGUGUGAAACUUGUGGGGUGCAUUUGUGCUUCAUGCCGAAGCGUGACUGUUACAGAAGAUGGCAUCAAUCAGGUCUCUGUAGUGAGUCUGAACAGAGUAAAACUUAAAGUGCAGUUAAUUUGUGAACAAGUUUAAACUGCCGACCAAAACAAAAAAGUUAAGAGCAUUAUCAAACCCCAGAAAUUCAAAGAAAUGCAACAUGAAUCUAGCAAGCCGUUGACAAUGACUAAUGGCAUUUGAGGCUUAUGAAUACUGAUAAACAGGAAGCAUCAUAGAAAAGAAAAUUAAACUUUUAGUAGUAGGUUUAUGAGUUUUCGCUUUGCAAGUAGAUGUAAAUGAAAACGAACACUUUCUUUUUCUCCCAGUUUUAUUCUGUUGCACUGAACCUAUAUUUUUUGGGCUUUUGCACCAUCCAUCCAAAGAUUUACCACUGCAGAAUUGUGACAUUUACUACUGAUCCAGGCUUAUUGACACAGUUAUGCUUUCUUUGUGGUCCUGCAAAGUCAGGAUUAUAACAUAUGUGGACAAUUGUGUGAAUAAAGCCAAUCGACCAUUGUGGUUCUCCUGUCUUGAGUGCUAUUAGCUACCUUUGCUGGAAAAUAUGUGUGUGGAACGUUUUGUAAUUGUACCAAAAUGUUCUCUCAUUUGAAAUUAUAUUGGUGUCUGAUUUGAGUGAUAUUUGAGUGAGUCUGUAAAUUGUUGC